Akanthomyces muscarius is the source of this 1452-nucleotide messenger RNA. RefSeq lists its product as uncharacterized. NCBI's taxonomy places the organism in Eukaryota, Fungi, Ascomycota, Sordariomycetes, Hypocreales, Cordycipitaceae. Gene Ontology annotation, molecular function: nucleic acid binding; ATP binding; RNA helicase activity. The record is from RefSeq and is a predicted model, not a curated record. Bases 1 to 1452 code for a protein of 483 amino acids. The transcript is spliced from 2 exons.
AUGGCCGACCUCAAGCGACGCAAAGUCUCGCGCAGCGUGCCCUCGAAACGCCCCGAGCCCGAAGAAGCCGUCUCCAGCAGUGAAUCUGAAGAAGCCGUCUCCAACAGCGAAUCCGAAGACGAGUCGGAGACGGUCGAUGCCCAGCCCGAUGGCGAGGAAGAAGUGCAGGCGAAAACCUUUAAAGAACUUGGUAUCGUCGAGGCCCUCUGCGAAUCCUGCGAAGCCCUCGGCUACAAGACCCCGACCGGCAUCCAAGCCAAGUCGAUCCCCGUCGCCCUCGAGGGCCGCGACGUAAUCGGCCUCGCCGAGACUGGCUCCGGCAAAACGGCCGCCUUUGCGCUGCCCAUGCUGCAGGCGCUGCUCGACAAGCCGCAGCCGCUGUUCGGCCUCGUCCUCGCGCCGACGCGCGAGCUGGCGGCGCAGAUUGGCCAGACGUUCGAGGCGCUCGGCGCGCUCAUCUCGCUGCGCUGCGCCGUCAUCGUCGGCGGUCUCGACAUGGUGCCGCAGUCCAUCGCGCUCGGCAAGAAGCCGCACGUCAUCGUGGCAACCCCCGGCCGCCUCGUCGACCACCUCGAAAAGACAAAGGGCUUCUCGCUGCGCACGCUCAAGUACCUCGUCAUGGACGAGGCCGACCGCCUGCUCGACAUGGACUUUGGCCCCAGCAUCGACAAGCUGCUCAAGUUCAUCCCCCGCGAGCGCCGCACCUACCUCUUCUCCGCCACCAUGAGCUCCCGCGUCGAGUCGCUGCAGCGCGCCUCACUCCGCGACCCCGUCCGCGUCAGCGUCUCCUCCAACAAGUACCAGACCGUUUCCACGCUGCUCCAGCACUACGUCUUCCUCCCCCACGCCGACAAAGAUACCUACCUCAUUCACAUCAUCAACGAGUUUGCCGGCAAGUCGUGCAUCGUCUUCACCCGCACCGUUUACGAGACGCAGCGCUGCGCAAUCCUCCUCCGCACCCUCGGCUUCGGCGCUAUUCCCCUGCACGGCCAGCUUUCCCAGUCGGCGCGUCUCGGCGCCCUCAACAAGUUCCGCGGCGGCAUGCGCGAGAUUCUCGUCGCCACCGACGUCGCCGCCCGUGGUCUGGAUAUUCCGAGCGUCGACGUCGUCCUAAACUACGACAUCCCCUCCGACUCCAAGACGUACAUCCACAGAGUCGGCCGUACCGCGCGUGCGGGCAAGUCUGGCGUCGCCAUCAGCCUGGUCACGCAGUACGACCUCGAGCUCUUCAUGCGCAUCGAGGCCGCGCUGGGCAAGAAGCUCGGCGAGUACCCGACGGAAAAGGAAGAGGUCAUGGCUUUCAAGAGGCGCGUCGAGGAGGCGCAGCGCCAUGCGCGCCUCGAGAUGAACAACAUCAUGGAGUCGCGCAACAAGGGCGCCACGUCAAGGAAGGGCCGAGGCGACCGCGGCAACAAGCGGAGGCGAGAGGACAUGGACAGAGAGGAGCGGUAA